AUCGCAAUAAAAUCCUACUUUUAAAACCUGAUUCAAAUUUGUCAACAUGGCAUCUCUAGACACGUCAACGCUUUGCUUGUUCGAUGUCGAUGGAACACUCACUGCAUCCAGGAAGCAAGUCCUCCCAGAUAUGGAGGCAUUUCUGGAGAAGCUGAGCCAGCGUGUUGUGGUAGGUCUGGUAGGAGGAUCUGAUCUCAAGAAAAUAGCGGAGCAGAUGAAAGGCAUGGAAGUUCUCAACAAAUUCAAGUAUGUUUUCUCAGAGAAUGGACUGGUUGCUCAUAAAGAUGGCAAACUACUAGCAAUAGAGAAUAUCCAUAAAGCAAUGGGUGAGGAAAAACUGCAGAGCUUCAUCAACUAUGCACUGGGCUAUAUGUCAAAGAUAAAACUACCUGCUAAAAGAGGAACAUUCAUAGAGUUCCGAAGUGGUCUCAUAAAUGUGUGUCCAGUAGGCAGAAGCUGUUCUCAAGAAGAAAGGGACCAGUUUGCUGAAUAUGACAAGGAACACAAAAUUAGGGAAAAAUUUGUUGCAGAUCUUCGAAACCAAUUUCCAGAUCAUGGUCUAGUCUACUCAAUCGGUGGCCAAAUUAGCUUUGAUGUGUUCCCAGAAGGCUGGGAUAAACGAUACUGCUUACGUCAUGUGGAGAAUGAUGGCUACAAAACUAUACAUUUCUUUGGAGAUAAAACUGCAAAGGGUGGAAAUGACCAUGAGAUAUUUGAGGACAGUAGAACUAUAGGCCACACAGUGACUAGUCCAGCUGAUACUAUUCAACAACUAGAACAAUUAUUCUUCCAAUAACAUUCCAGUCAAGGAAUCUCAGGGGGUCUAUAGUAUAGUAAAGUGUAAUAUUCUCAGAAUGGCUCAUAGAUCUAGAAUUUGAACUUAAAAAUUACAUUGAAUAUAAUUAUUCUCAGUUACGCAUAGGAUCAAGGGUUGGAGAGACCAAAGUUCAAUAUAAUGUGAAUUGGGAAUGGCAGAAUCCCAGUAUACGUGCAGUGAAGCUGUGCUAUCUGUAUUAUAUAUGAAUAAUUAGAGUAAAUUGGGCUUUCAACUAAAUUGUGAUAUACGGCUGGCCUGUAUGACAAUAUACGCUUACUGAGAUUGCAGACUUCGGACUGAAAUUAUUCAUGAUUUCUUUAAAAAUGUGUUCAUUACUUUUACCGUGGACAUACCAGAUAGGUCAUGCUUGUACCAACUUUAUUGUUAUUACUAUUUUACAUUUGAUUAUGCAAAGGAGACUACUGGAACAACAUUGAAGAUAUCUUUGAACACAUGUUAUGUGAGAGAGUUUGCUCAGCUUUUUUAACUUUGAUGGCAGCUAAUAUGAUCUUCGUUAAUUGAUAGUACCAGUGUAAUCGUUUUAAUUGUAAAAUGAAGGAAACACAUAUAUACUGACUAUUAAUUGACACUACAUGUACCUUAACAUUGCAAUUGAUGAACUUUAUAAAGGCGAGUGAUACUUAUCUAUGUUAGUAUCGCAUCUUUAGAAAUUGACAUGUUGAAGAAUGUGAGGAAUAUUCCUAGAUUUAUAUGAACAGUAGCUGUCCUUAUUAGGUGGUCUUUUGGCCGAGUGUGGUUGAACUAUAGAAAUGGGAAGUAGAAUAAAGAUGCGUUUGUAAUAACAUUAUGGUCAGAAAUAAAGUAUUUUGUAUUAUACAGGGAUCAGAAUAGUAUUGUUCUUUUGAAUCAAUGACCAGAGGAUCUCAAAACCAAG
Owenia fusiformis is the source of this 1712-nucleotide messenger RNA. Lineage: Eukaryota; Metazoa; Annelida; Polychaeta; Sabellida; Oweniidae. The record is from the annotation of a GenBank genome assembly.